ACCCCUUCAUGAGUGGUGAACAGCGAGAGCACAAACAAACCAGAACAAUGUGACAGAAAUAAGCAGCGAUUUCAUACAGUGAGAGACCACAGACAUCACCGCUUUUGUGAGGGUGCAUUUUAUUAAAAAUAAAAAUCCCUCCGGCGGUCGUAGGGCAGGUAGGAAUGGAAGAACUCUCCUGAGGAGGGGGCGCGGGCAGCCCUGCGUCCCCGGCCCCACACGGAAGAGUGGCCCCGGGGGCUUCUCGCCGGGAGGCGGCGAGGGGAUGGCGGCGCCUCCCGGCCUCGGCUCGCCCUCAGCCGCCGCUCCGCCGGGGCAGGUGGCGCUUCGCGGGGGGAGCCUCCCUCCAUCCCUCCCUCCCCUCCCCGCGCUGGUGGCCCGGAAGGGAAGCCCUGCCCCUCCUUCUCCUCAGCCGGCUCCCAGGUGGCAGCAGCCAUCUCCGCGGCUGCCUCCCGCGGCUCCGCUCCACCUGUAGCGCGCCCACGGGGCGGGCAGAAGGCGAGCGGCGGCCGCCCCCCUUCCCCUCCAUCCCUCCCCUCCCUCCCCACCGCCUCAGCCCCGCGGGGGCCGGGGCACGGCGGCCGCUUCCUCCCGCUCGGCAGCCGGGCGGCCGCGGCCCUGACGUCGCUUCCUUCCAACAUGGCGAGGGCAGGUCGCUGCCGCAGCCGCUGCCGCCGCCGCCGCUAAUGGAGGCGGGCGCGGGCCGGGGGCGGCUCGGGGACUGAGCGCGUCGCGGGCGCCGUCCGCGCACACACCGGCGGCGGCGGGGGACGGAGGAGGAGGCGGGGAGGAGACGGAAGGCUUCGCCCUCCCUCGGCCCAGGGGCUCGGCUGCCGCCCCAGCCUCCCCCCCGGGGGAGCCCUCCCUCCGCCGGAGCCCUUCCUCGGCCCGGCCUCGCCGCCCUCCCCCGGCCCUUCGCUGCCCUCCCGAGGCGGGGGCGGCCGGUGCCCCGCUCUCCCUUCCCCUCCCCUCCCCUCCCUUCCCGUCCUCCUCCUCCUCGAUCGCGCCCAUGUAUGAAGGGAAGAAGACGAAAAACAUGUUCCUGACCCGGGCCCUGGAGAAGAUCCUGGCCGACAAGGAGGUGAAGAAGGCGCAUCACUCCCAGCUGCGCAAAGCCUGCGAGGUGGCCCUAGAGGAAAUAAAGGCUGAAACAGAAAAGCAAAGUCCCCCUCAUGGAGAAGCAAAGCCUGGUUCAAGCACUCUUCCACCUGUGAAAUCAAAGACGAGCUUUAUUGAAGCAGACAAGUACUUCCUACCAUUUGAGUUGGCAUGCCAGUCGAAGUGCCCCAGGAUUGUCAGUACAUCUCUAGAUUGUUUACAGAAACUUAUAGCAUAUGGGCAUCUGACGGGGAAUGCUCCAGACAGUACAGCACCAGGCAAAAAAUUAAUUGAUAGGAUUAUUGAGACAAUAUGUGGCUGUUUUCAAGGUCCUCAAACAGACGAAGGGGUUCAACUACAAAUAAUAAAGGCUUUGCUUACUGCAGUAACAUCUCAACACAUAGAAAUCCACGAAGGAACUGUGCUGCAAGCUGUAAGAACAUGUUACAAUAUCUACCUAGCAAGCAAAAAUCUCAUAAAUCAAACUACAGCCAAGGCCACUCUAACGCAAAUGCUGAAUGUCAUCUUUGCACGUAUGGAAAAUCAAGCACUUCAGGAAGCCAAACAGAUGGAAAAGGAAAGACACAGACAGCAACACCAUCUACAGCAGUCUCCAGUAAGCCAUCAUGAGCCUGAGUCACCUCAGUUGAGACAUAUUCCAACACAGACUGAUCAGCUGUCUAAAGAACAUGAGAGAGAGCUUGACCACAACACAAAUGAUGUGGACAAGAACCUUCAAGAAGAUUUAGAGGCAGAAAAUGGAUCUGAUAUUUCUAGUGCUGAAAAUGAACAGACAGAAGCCGACCAAGCCACAGCAGCAGAAAAUCUUUCUAAAGCUGAUGGAGGAACGUAUGAUGGUGAAAGCAAUGAUUGUGAAGAGAAGGCGCAAGAAAUUGUGGAAAGUAUUGUGCAGGAAAUGGUGAACAUAGUAGCUGGAGAUAUAGAAGGGACUGCUGAAAGUGCAAGUGGUGAUGGCACGAUUGUAACAUUAGAGGACGGCAGUGACAGUGAAAACAUUCAGGCAAAUGGAAUUCCAGGGACUCCAAUUUCUGUUGCUUAUACACCAUCUUUACCAGAUGACAGAUUAUCUGUCUCUUCCAAUGAUACUCAGGUACAGGAAUCUGGAAAUUCUUCAGGACCUACACCUGGUGCUAAGUUUUCCCACAUUUUACAAAAGGAUGCCUUCCUUGUAUUCAGGUCGCUGUGUAAACUUUCCAUGAAGCCCCUGUCAGAUGGACCGCCAGAUCCAAAAUCUCAUGAACUGCGAUCAAAGAUUCUUUCAUUGCAGUUGCUUCUGUCCAUUCUGCAAAAUGCAGGACCUGUCUUCAGGACAAAUGAGAUGUUCAUUAAUGCUAUUAAGCAGUAUCUUUGUGUUGCACUGUCAAAAAAUGGAGUCUCAUCGGUUCCAGAAGUUUUUGAACUUUCGCUUUCCAUAUUUCUUACCCUCCUCUCAAACUUCAAGACUCAUCUAAAGAUGCAGAUUGAGGUAUUCUUCAAAGAAAUUUUCCUGUAUAUCUUGGAAACCUCUACCAGCUCAUUUGAUCAUAAAUGGAUGGUUAUACAAACUCUGACACGGAUAUGUGCAGAUGCCCAGAGUGUAGUGGACAUCUACGUGAACUAUGAUUGUGAUUUAAAUGCUGCAAACAUAUUUGAAAGGCUGGUUAAUGACCUAUCUAAGAUUGCUCAAGGAAGAGGAAGCCAAGAGCUUGGCAUGUCCAAUGUUCAGGAAUUAAGCUUGAGAAAGAAAGGAUUGGAAUGCUUAGUAUCAAUCCUGAAGUGUAUGGUGGAGUGGAGUAAGGAUCAGUACGUAAAUCCCAAUUCUCAGACAACACUUGGCCAAGAAAAACCCACAGAACAAGACAACAAUGAAACCAAACACCCUGAGACAAUUAACAGAUAUGGAAGCUUAAAUUCCUUGGAUUCUACUGCUUCAUCAGGAAUUGGCAGUUACAGCACACAGAUGUCUGGCACUGACAACCCAGAGCAGUUUGAGGUCCUAAAGCAACAAAAGGAAAUAAUAGAACAAGGAAUUGACUUAUUCAAUAAGAAACCAAAGAGGGGGAUUCAGUACCUGCAAGAACAAGGAAUGCUUGGCACUACCCCAGAAGAUAUUGCUCAGUUCUUGCAUCAAGAGGAGAGAUUAGAUUCAACUCAGGUUGGGGAGUUCCUGGGAGACAAUGAUAAAUUUAACAAAGAAGUCAUGUAUGCAUAUGUAGACCAACACGACUUUUCAGGAAAGGAUUUUGUUUCAGCUCUGCGUAUGUUUCUAGAGGGAUUUCGUCUUCCAGGAGAGGCUCAAAAAAUUGAUCGCCUAAUGGAGAAAUUUGCUGCUAGAUACUUAGAAUGUAACCAAGGGCAAACUCUUUUUGCUAGUGCAGACACUGCAUAUGUCUUAGCUUACUCAAUCAUCAUGUUGACAACAGAUCUUCACAGUCCACAGGUUAAGAAUAAGAUGACAAAAGAACAGUAUAUUAAAAUGAACAGAGGUAUCAAUGACAGUAAGGAUCUCCCUGAAGAAUAUUUGUCCGCUAUCUAUAAUGAAAUAGCUGGAAAGAAGAUUUCAAUGAAAGAAACAAAGGAAUUAACAAUACCUACAAAAUCCAGUAAGCAAAGUGUCGCUAGUGAAAAACAGAGAAGAUUGCUGUAUAAUCUGGAAAUGGAACAAAUGGCUAAGACAGCUAAAGCUCUUAUGGAGGCAGUGAGCCAUGUCCAGGCACCAUUUACCAGUGCAACACACCUGGAGCAUGUGAGACCCAUGUUUAAGUUGGCAUGGACACCUUUCCUAGCUGCAUUCAGCGUGGGUCUACAAGACUGCGAUGAUACAGAGGUUGCAUCUCUUUGUUUGGAGGGUAUACGAUGUGCUAUCAGGAUUGCCUGCAUUUUCAACAUUCAGCUUGAAAGAGAUGCGUACGUCCAAGCAUUAGCAAGAUUUACGUUACUUACAGUGAGUUCUGGUAUUACUGAAAUGAAGCAGAAGAAUAUUGACACAAUUAAAACUCUCAUCACAGUGGCUCAUACGGAUGGAAACUAUUUAGGAAAUUCCUGGCAUGAGAUUCUGAAGUGCAUCAGUCAACUUGAGCUGGCACAGUUAAUAGGAACUGGAGUAAAACCUCGUUACAUCUCAGGGACAGUGCGUGGCAGGGAAGGUUCUUUUACUGGAACAAAAGAUCAGGCACCCGAUGAAUUUGUGGGGCUGGGACUGGUUGGUGGAAACGUGGAUUGGAAGCAAAUAGCAAGUAUUCAGGAAUCCAUUGGUGAAACUAGCUCCCAGAGUGUUGUUGUUGCUGUAGACAGAAUAUUUACAGGAUCUACAAGGUUGGAUGGAAAUGCUAUUGUGGAUUUCGUUCGCUGGCUUUGUGCCGUGUCUAUGGAUGAACUGCUGUCUGCUACUCACCCUCGAAUGUUUAGCCUGCAAAAGAUAGUAGAGAUUUCUUACUACAACAUGGGUCGGAUAAGGCUACAAUGGUCUAGAAUUUGGGAAGUUAUUGGAGAUCAUUUUAAUAAGGUUGGCUGCAAUCCCAAUGAAGAUGUAGCUAUUUUUGCAGUAGACUCAUUAAGGCAGUUAUCAAUGAAGUUCUUAGAAAAAGGAGAACUUGCUAAUUUCCGAUUCCAGAAGGACUUCUUAAGACCAUUUGAACAUAUAAUGAAGAGAAACAGGUCUCCUACUAUUCGAGACAUGGUUGUACGGUGUAUUGCACAGAUGGUAAAUUCCCAAGCUGCUAACAUUCGUUCUGGCUGGAAGAACAUUUUUUCAGUAUUUCAUUUGGCUGCCUCAGAUCAGGAUGAAAGUAUAGUGGAGCUUGCAUUCCAGACUACAGGACACAUUGUCACAAUUGUAUUUGAAAAACACUUCCCAGCAACCAUAGAUUCUUUCCAGGAUGCAGUAAAGUGCUUGUCUGAAUUUGCCUGCAAUGCAGCAUUUCCAGAUACCAGUAUGGAAGCGAUCCGCCUCAUUCGCCACUGUGCAAAAUACGUAUCUGAUAGACCUCAGGCAUUCAAGGAAUACACAAGUGAUGAUAUGAACGUAGCUCCUGAAGACAGAGUGUGGGUGAGAGGAUGGUUCCCAAUUCUGUUUGAGUUAUCCUGUAUCAUCAAUAGAUGCAAAUUAGAUGUAAGAACCAGGGGCUUAACAGUAAUGUUUGAGAUAAUGAAGACAUACGGUCAUACUUACGAAAAGCACUGGUGGCAAGAUUUAUUUCGUAUUGUCUUUAGGAUAUUUGACAACAUGAAACUGCCAGAACAGCAGACUGAGAAAGCUGAAUGGAUGACAACUACUUGCAACCAUGCACUUUAUGCAAUAUGUGAUGUAUUCACGCAGUAUUUAGAAGUGCUUAGUGAUGUUCUUUUGGAUGAUAUAUUCUCACAGCUGUACUGGUGUGUGCAGCAAGACAAUGAACAACUAGCACGGUCUGGUACAAACUGUUUGGAGAAUGUUGUCAUCCUAAAUGGUGAAAAGUUUACCCUAGAAAUCUGGGAUAAAACUUGCACUUGCAUGCUGGAUAUUUUCAAAACUACAAUCCCUCAUGCGCUUCUGACUUGGAAACCAGUCAGUGGGGAUUUUGGCCCUGUAUCUCCUUCUGAUGCAAAAGAAAAACUGGAUACUAUCUCACAGAAGUCUGUAGAUAUUCACGAUUCUAUUCAGCCAAGAUCUUCUGAUGGACGUCCACAUCAGCCCAGUGCAGUGUCCACAGUAGGGGAAGAAAUGAGUAAAGCCAGGCCAGCAGCAAAAUUUCCAGAACAGAAGUUAUUUGCUGCUCUUUUGAUCAAGUGUGUUGUACAACUGGAACUCAUUCAGACUAUCGACAACAUUGUGUUCUUCCCAGCAACUAGCAAAAAAGAGGAUGCAGAGAAUCUAGCAGCAGCACAAAGAGAUGCAGUAGACUUCGAUGUCCAUGUGGAUACACAAGAUCAAGGGAUGUAUCGUUUCCUAACAUCACAGCAGCUUUUCAAACUUCUCGAUUGUCUGCUGGAAUCUCACAGAUUUGCUAAAGCGUUUAAUUCAAACAAUGAACAAAGAACCGCUCUCUGGAAAGCAGGUUUCAAAGGCAAAUCAAAGCCUAAUCUUCUGAAACAGGAGACGAGUAGUCUUGCCUGUGGGCUGCGCAUCCUGUUCCGUAUGUACAUGGAUGAAAGCCGUACCAGUGCAUGGGAAGAAGUCCAGCAAAGACUACUAAAUGUCUGCAGUGAGGCUCUGAGUUACUUUCUCACUCUUACAUCAGAAAGUCAUCGGGAAGCCUGGACUAAUCUGCUACUCUUAUUUUUGACUAAAGUCCUGAAGAUAAGUGAUGAAAGGUUCAAGGCUCAUGCAUCGUUCUAUUAUCCUCUGUUGUGUGAAAUUAUGCAGUUUGAUCUUAUUCCUGAACUUCGAGCUGUUCUGCGAAGGUUUUUUCUGCGGAUUGGUGUGGUUUUUCAGAUAUCCCAACCCCCAGAACAAGAGUCUGCAAUAAGCAAGCAGUAGCAGAGAGCGACUGGGUAUUGCUCUGUUCAGAAGUUUGUACUCCUCAGCUAAAUAAAAGGACCAGGUAGCUGAGCCGUUCUGUCUGGGUAUCCAUAACAAUGGUUUCUUUGUCUGGCAGUGUGUAUCCAAGGAUUAAUGGUACAGAUGCUUACAACUGAAAUUAAGGCUUGCAACACUCCAGUCCCUUUAUUUCCUGAUGGAUUAUCUCGAUCGGUUUCUCUUACCUGGCUCAUGCUGAGCGUAGAGCCGGUUUUUAGCACAGUCCUCUCGUCAGCAUGGGCUGCAAUAUCCUUUACUGUCCUAGACAGCAGUAUAGCAACAGAUGUUUAUGGAGGGUGUGAAAGGAAAAUGUACCCAAAGAACUAUAUAUGUAAAGGUUUGAGCUUCUGCAAGAAGUACAACUCAGGAGAGCUGUAUUUUGAAGGAUAAAAUGUUUAUAGUGAAAAGAAAAUGGAGAUUAUUGUUCAUGGUAAAAGAUAUUUAGCAACUAUGUCUGAUAUUCUUAUUCUAAGAUUUUUGCACACUCAGGCUGUCUGAGACAUUGGUAAUCAUCCUUCUGUGAAAAAUGUACAGAGAUGCAGGUCUGUAAUAUAAACUCUCUAACACUAUACAGUUCUUCCUGAAUUGUUUUAUUUCUGUAUUAUUGAUUUGCUGAAAACCCAUAACACUUUAUUGUUUACCAAAUGCACUAGAAGUUUGGGUUUCUUUUUUUUGGGGUUGUGAUUUUCUUUGUUUUUGUUUCAUUGUAGCCCAGCAGUUAGUGUUGCUGACUUUUGUCAAGAACAGAGGUAGAAAUAUCACGACUGACAUAACUACCUGUAAUAUACUUGUUUUAGGGCUUUUCAAUAUAAUGAAUGAGCCAUUGAAAGGAUGAUCCUUCAAGGACUGGAACUUGAAUCACUGCAAACAAGUCUAGGUUGUGUCUGCUGUCACAUGUUUUUUGUUUGAUGUAGAUUUCACUCUUAUGUACAGAAUUUAAUGUUGAAUAUAUUCAAGUAACAAAUCUGGCAUGGUUUGGGGAUGGUUAAAUUUAUUGGCAAUGUAUUCAUACUGUGAAUUGUGCUCUGAUGGUUAAAAGACAAGAUUGUCAAGCAUUCUGUAUUACAAUGGAUGUAGAAAUUUUUUUCAGAUGGACAAAAUGUAUAUGGUACAGAUAUGUAAAGUUUUCUAUGUAAAAAAAAUUCUGUACAACUUUCUGUACAGUAUUUGGUUCUCAUCUGGCAUAUUCUAAUCAGGUUAUAGGUCAAUAAAGUUUUUGAACUC
Messenger RNA from Cygnus olor (mute swan), 7819 nucleotides. RefSeq names its product ADP ribosylation factor guanine nucleotide exchange factor 1 (gene ARFGEF1). The record is from RefSeq and is a predicted model, not a curated record. Bases 1010 to 6556 code for a protein of 1848 amino acids. NCBI's taxonomy places the organism in Eukaryota, Metazoa, Chordata, Aves, Anseriformes, Anatidae. Gene Ontology annotation, molecular function: guanyl-nucleotide exchange factor activity. The transcript is spliced from 39 exons. Gene Ontology annotation, biological process: regulation of ARF protein signal transduction.